UUCCUGCCCUUGUUUUGCGGUUACGUUUGAGCCCAAGUGUCCAUCAGUGCUCUUGAUGCCUUUAGGGAAAGGGAGCAGCAAAACCAAACCGGAGUCGGGGCUCGGUCUCUGCGCGACAGCGAACCAGAAAAUGAAGCGAACGUGCCCGAUGUUGUUGGUGUUGUCUUUGCUGAUUGUGACAGAUGCCCAUCAAUCUACCUCCGAGGAGAGGAAUGCUGUUCAAAAUAGUUUAUCAAAUGCCAAUAUUUCAAGUCCUGUACGGAGAUGGCCUGUAAAACGACGUUUCCGAAGGAAUGAUAAUUGUCCAGAUUUUUCGUCAUCAAAUUGCAACAAAUGUAAGCCAGGUACUUAUCUGUUAAGCUGCUCUUGCAAUUGUGAACAGUGUAAAGACGGCGAAUUUACAGAUGCUGAAAAUCUCUUGGAUAAAUGUGAGCGAUGUACGCAAUGCCAAGAGCAUGAUGGUAAGAAAAUGAAAACCAAUUGUACCACAACUAACGACACAGUAUGCAGUUGCUUGGAAAAUUUCUUCAGCUCAACCGAUGAACACCAAUGCUACAAAUGUGCACAGUGCAAUGCAGAAACUGAAGAGGUCGAACAACCCUGUACAGAAACACAGAACACAGUCUGCAGGAAGAAAGGUGGCCAAUCAGUACCUGUUGCUGCUGUGGUGAUACCAAUUAUACUAGUACUUGUAGCAAUUGUUGCCAUUUUGUACAAGAAAAAGAAAUACCUUCGAUGCAAAAAGACGUCUGGUGAUAAGCCAAGCAACUGGAUAAAUGUUUGUGUUUCAGGUAAAGAACAGACUAAACCACCAGAGGUACCAGACAUUGAGCUUACUGAAGAACAUUUGCAAUUGAUGGUGAUGGAAAUUGAACCGAGAAUGUACCACGAGCUUGGGAUAAGCUUAGGGCACAGUGAACCUAAGGUGCAGCAGAUUCGAGCUGAUUACCAUGAUGAUAUAAAGCAACAGGGUUAUCAAAUACUGUAUGCCUGGUUCCAGGCUCAUGGAAAGAAAGGCGCAUUCCCUGAAUUGAUUAACACGUUCUGGAGAAUGGGAUAUGUCACCACUGCCGAAAACAUUAUGGAAAAAAUUAUUCCAAAAAGUGAGGCUACAAUUGACGCCAGCACACUGGAUGGGAGUGAAAAUGGCAGAAUGGCAGAUAUGGUGUCUUAGUUGGUUCACUAGUUCUCUCAGGUCCUGUGUCAUCAGUGAUUUCAACGUUUGUUACAAGUUGCAAAUUAUCAUCUUCAGGCUAGCGUAGUUCUGUGCUCAAAUGAUGUAACUAUCCCAGGCGUGACUCUAUAAAUGAAUUAAAAAUCAGGAUUCCAGCAAAGAUUGACAAGAAAGUUACAAAGAGGACAUUGCACUGAUUGAUCUAAAAUUAAUUACUGUUAUCAUUUAGCCGUAGAACCCUUAAAGAAUCUUUUGGCAAACACAAUCUCUCCCUGGUAUGAUUUUAUUUACUAGAGAGAUAGAAUCUCAUUCUAUUUACUUUGAUUAUAUAAGUAUUAACAUAAGAAGAGUGAGUUACAUGUGAGGUGCAAAAGAGAUGUCUUCACACUAAGUCUAUCAUGCAAGUGAUUAGACACGGAAUGAGAAACAUCCACUUCUAGUUUAAUAGAGUAACUUGGAUAUUAAUGAGUCUGCUAGUCCAUAGUUGGCAUGGAUUUAUCUAGUUUACCUAUUCCAACAAAACUGUAUCUGCCUGCAUUUUAAUCCAAAUUUGACAUCUUUUACGCUGAUGUUUGUGACCUUGGGUGGAACUAAUCAGAUUCUUCAGGUUUGCCACACUGUGUUGGACUAUUUUAUAUCCUGCCAUAAGUAGCAGUUUGACUACUCCACUUUACACUGCUGCAUGGGAAGGUUAGAUUUCUAACGAAUGGCUAGAUAGGCUGGGACUUUUUUCCACUGGAGCAUAGGAGGUUGAGAGGUGACCUGAUAGAAGUUCAUAAAAUAACGAGAGGUAUAGAUAGAGUUGAUGGUACUUGCCUUUUUCCUAAGAUAGGGAAUUUCAAGUACUAGGGGACACAUUUUUAAGGUGAAAAGAGAAAGAUUUAAGAAAGACAUAAGAGGCAAAUUUUUUACACUGAGGGUGGUCUGUCUGUGCAAUGAACAUCCUGAGGAAGUGGUGGAUGCAGGUACAAUUACACCAUUUAAAAGACAUUUGAAUGUAUAUAUGAGGAGGAAAGCUUUGGAGGGAUAUGGGCCAGGAACAGGCAGGUGGGACUAGUUUAGUUUGGGAUUAUUGUUGGCAUGGACUGGUUGGACCGAAGUGUCUGUUCUGUGCUGUAUGACGCUAUGACUCUAUGAUUAACUCUGGGUUGCUUGAGGGUGGAAGAAAUAUGGGCCCAUGUGCCAGAAGAUAAUUUGCAAUACGGGUAUAUCCGCCCUCUCGUUUACAGAUCUCUUCCUACAGUAAGUGACACAUAAGGCAGAUGAAACACAUGUUCAUGUCGUCUUCCAAGUUUAAUUUUCUCCUGGAACAGGUCACCUAUGAUAGGGUUAGGGUUAGGGUUAGGGUUAGGUUUAGCACAGUUAGUUGUCAGCACAGGUUGUAGCCUGAGAAGCAUCAGGCUACAUUGAGAAUGUCUAAGCAUGGACACGCUCCCAUUUGUACACUUCAAUGGGCACAUUGAAAGGAUUUACAGGGUGAUAAUUGAUCUGUUUGGCAACAUUACCAUCAACCAGGCCAUCAAAGCCUGAUGGAGUGUUUGAAUCCAGAGUCAACCACUUUGCCACAAACCACUUUGUCAUUUAUUUACUAGCUCAGUUUAAAACCAAGGAAUUUGUCAAAACUUGGUAAAACCUUCAUGCAUUUGUGCCAAAACAUAAUGUCAGACUUAUUUGGCAGAUUAAUCUCAGCCACACUUCCUUUUAAAUACCUUUUAUUACAACCUAUUUUUCAUUGUUUAGAUACCUAUUUUUAUUACUAAAAUUUUAACAUUUUUAGCGUUUGUUACAGGAUUUUAUUCGUAUUCAGAUUGAGAAUGACGUUCAACAAUUUAAGCAAAUAUUGUUUGAAAAGUGCAAAUGCUCAAUUGUAUAGUGCAAUUCUACCAGCAUUGAACAAUAUGGAGAAUAUAGAACAAAAGGAUAUUUUAAAAAACUGUGUCUCCAAUUACUCAGCAGUGUCUGUCUUUAAGUACACUUAUUUUUGCAGUGAGUUACGAGGCAACAGCGCUCUCUACUGACAUUGAAGAACGUUAGCUCAGAGAUCUGCAAUCUCUAUGGUGAGAACUUUUUAUUUCCUGAAGACAGUUUAAAUCUGGCGGCAAGUCAUCGUUGACUGCAGUCUGUGGGUGCUUCAGUAGUUUCUUAGAAGAAGUGUAGAAUCAGGGACUGUAUUUGAGCUAUUCUGUACACUUCAGAUGUGGCUGUCAGUUUGUGUGCGGUAAUAUUGCCAGUUGCCGCAGUUUCACGACUAACUGCAGAGCAAAAUCUGUUAUAUUGUUCCAUGUGCCAUCAUCCUGUUAUGAAAAUGCUCUGUUCUUGCAAGUGCCUGUUUAACAUAAAUUCGUCUUGACUAUUUUUGUGAGUGCAAUAUAGACCAAUCUCUGAAUUGCAGACAAAGAGCAAAGCAAAAAACUUUGACAACGUAUCACUCCAAAGUUUUAAAGAGGUGUGCGCUAUGUAUUAGUGGAUUAAUGUUUUUUGUGCAACCAUCAAAAUAAGUGCUCGGGCUGUUGUGAUGCAGUGGUAGUAUCCCUUCCUGUGAGCCGGGGGGCCUUCAUUCAAGAAUCCCAUCCCCAGAGGUGUGUUAUAACAUUUCUGAAGAGGUUGAUUAGAAAAUAUUGGAAAACAAAUACUGUAAACACAGCAUUGCCCCAUUGUUUGACAGCGAGCUGUAAUUCUUAAGGGCGUGUGCAGGUCCAUAAAUCAUCGGCUCAGAUUUCUAAACUAUGGGGCUUACUGAAGGUGCAUCAGCCUGAAGAAGAGUUUACAUGUUAAUGAAAACAACACGAAUGCCUAACUGUACUGUUAUCUCUUUCAUCACUAAUGUGUUCAAUAAAUGUUAGUAUUAAGGAAACAAAA
Messenger RNA from Rhincodon typus (whale shark), 4033 nucleotides. RefSeq names its product tumor necrosis factor receptor superfamily member 6-like. The coding region runs from base 56 to 1174 and encodes 372 amino acids. NCBI's taxonomy places the organism in Eukaryota, Metazoa, Chordata, Chondrichthyes, Orectolobiformes, Rhincodontidae. Gene Ontology annotation, biological process: activation-induced cell death of T cells; regulation of stress-activated MAPK cascade; necroptotic signaling pathway. Gene Ontology annotation, molecular function: protein binding; tumor necrosis factor receptor activity. The record is from RefSeq and is a predicted model, not a curated record. Gene Ontology annotation, cellular component: external side of plasma membrane; CD95 death-inducing signaling complex; membrane raft. The transcript is spliced from 12 exons.